This is a messenger RNA of Chlamydomonas reinhardtii, 10247 nucleotides long. RefSeq lists its product as uncharacterized. Gene Ontology annotation, molecular function: ubiquitin-protein transferase activity; DNA-binding transcription factor activity, RNA polymerase II-specific; RNA polymerase II cis-regulatory region sequence-specific DNA binding. Gene Ontology annotation, biological process: protein ubiquitination; regulation of transcription by RNA polymerase II. The record is from RefSeq and is a predicted model, not a curated record. The transcript has 8 exons. The coding region runs from base 136 to 9786 and encodes 3216 amino acids. Lineage: Eukaryota; Viridiplantae; Chlorophyta; Chlorophyceae; Chlamydomonadales; Chlamydomonadaceae. Gene Ontology annotation, cellular component: nucleus.
CAUGCCUUGAAAGGUCGACCUAGCUAAUUAGGAACAAUGAGCUGGCAGAGUGGGCAGGUGACAGCUCCCGAGCGAGUUGUGUUCCCACAGAACUUACAGUCCCGGCAUCGCAUCGAACCGGAGUUCCUUUGCGCGAUGACCAUGAAAGUGAUGUGCGACCCUGUGAUAGAUCCCACCAGUCCAGAAAACACCUGUGAGCGAGCUGCGCUUGAGGAGCACCUUGCGGAGUCGGGCUGUAGCCCUUUCACAGGCCUGCCGCUGACGCCGCAGCAGCUGGUGCCCUGCCUCGCGCUCAAGCGCCUCAUCCAGUCGCAGUUCUGGGACCACGUCAGCGUGCAGCCGGCCAAGCGGGCGCGCGUCGGUGCCGCCCCGCCCCAGGCGGCGAGCGCUGUCGGCGCUGCGGGCGCCGCUCCAGAGAACCUUGUUGCGGCAGGCUCAGCGGCUGCCGCCACCGCCGCCGGUGCAGUGCCGGCGGCAGCCCGGGCUCACGCCCAGCCCCCGCUGCCUGCCGCGAUGCCGGCUGUCGCUCCAGGCUCUCCCGCACCUGGCGCCGCGCCGGUGCACGCCGCCGCAGCUCCUGCGGCAGCAGCUGGGGCUGCAGUUGCAGCGGUGCCAGGUCCGGCGGCACCGGCGGCAGUGGCACCGGCACCAGCUCCCAUACGGGCACCAGCACCCGCGGGAGCGGGGGAUCCGGCGGGUCUGCAUGCGCCUCCUGAACCAGGCAGUGCGCCACUGCCGCUGCCAACCCCAGUCCACGCAGUUGCUGCGGCUGGUGCCGCCGCCGGCGCCCGGCCGCCAGCCACAACACGCCCCAGGACUGCACCAGCAGCGGUCACAGCCACUGCGGUCACAACCACUGCAGCUGCAGCUGGUCAGGGCGCCGACGGCAUCGUCCGGGCGGCCGCCACAGCUGUGGCUCCUUCGGCCGCCGCAGCGCCCACCGCCGUCGCCGCCGCCACGGCCGCGGUGAAGGCGGAGCGGGUGGACGGACCGGCGCCGGGCAUUGCGGCGGCAUGGCGUGCGUCGCGCCGCCUCCCCUCCACCGCAACAGCUGCAGCCGCAAUCGCAGCCGUCACUGCGGCUACCGGGGCGGUAGCAGCUGGUGCCGCAGCGGCUCCCGCGGCUGUCGCGGCUGGCACAGGCGCCGGUGGCAGUGCCGGUGGCAGUAGCAGUGCUGGUGGCAGUAGCAGGGCCGGUGGCAGUAGCAGGGCCGGUGGCAGUGCUGUUGUAGAUGGGGCAGCGGCGGCGGUGCCAGAGGCAGCCGCAUCGCCGCCAUCAGUGGCACCGCCAGAGCCUGCGGAGCCGCAGGAGGCGGCGGCUCUAGCAGCAGCAGCAGCAGCAGCAGAAGAAGAAGAUGCGGCUGUAGCAGCAGCAGCAGAAGGCAUAGAUGCGGCUGCUGUGGAGCAUGCGCCAGGAGAUGGUGCGGCUACUGCUGCUGCACCGGCACGGGGUACGGCAGCGCUGCACCAGGAGGGAGCCCUGCCGGUCGCAGAGCGGCCCCAAGCGGCGGAGCCAGUGCACCAGCAGCAGCAGCAGCAGGCCCAGGGGGCGGGGCCCGGGCGGGCUCAGCAGGAGGGUCAGCAGAAGCUGCAGCAGCGGCAACGAGAGGAUUUGGAGCCGCAGCCCUUCCAGCAUCAGCAUCAGCAACAGCAGCAACAGCAGCAGCCAGAGGGUCACACAGUGGGAGCGGAUGCCGCCGCGGUUGCAGAGGCCGCACACGCGGCGGCGGCGGAUGCGGCGGCGCCAGCGCCGGUACUGGGUGCAGCCCCACCACCCGCUCAGGGAGUGGGAGGAGGUGGAGGAGGCAGGGACGGGCCAGCGGCUACCAUUUUAGAGGCACAGCUGCAAGGGCAAUCGCAGGCGCAGGCGCUAGCGGAGCAGCAGGGUCAGCAAGAGAGGGGACGCGACGAACAUCAACAGCAGCAGCAGCAACAGAAGCAGCAUCGGGCGCGGCGCAACGCCCACGGAGCAGUCAGCGCCAGGGGCAGCCGACUUCGCAGCCACCUCGACCUGCCGGUGACGGAGCCGGCAGUAGCAGGUGCGGACACGCCGGCAGUAGCAGGUGCGGACGGCGGGCCCUCUGCGGCGGCAGGCAGCAGCCGAGCUUCGGAGCGGCUGACUCCACAUGCUCCGGCACGGGCACCGGCUCAGCCGCAGCAGCAGCCGCAGCAGCAGCAGCAGUCGCAGGGUCAGCAGCAGCAGCAGACCAGGGCUUGGCCGGCCGCCGCACUUGUCGGGGCUGGGGCGGCAGCAGCUAGCGGCGAAGCGGCCGUGGCAGCUGCUGCAGCUGGCGACACAGGGGCGAGUGCAGAUGGGCUUACGGCGGCCGCGGGCGGCGCGGCACCGCAGGCGGCGGCCCGGCACUCGUCGCGCGCGGCAGCAGCAGCGGCUGAAGCAGCGCUGACGGAGCAAGCGAAGCAGGGCACUCGCAAGCGCGGUGCGGGCGCCACUGCUGCCGGCGCCGCCGAGAGCGGUGGAGCUGUUAUUGCCGCUGUGCCACCCGGCGGGGACACACCUACGCGGACACGUCUUGCCGCUCCGCUUUCUCCCGCAGCUGUAGCAGCUGUAACCGGUACCAUGGCUGCAUUGGCCGCCGCAGCGGGUGGGAUCCCGACCCAUGGCAGCGCAAGCCCCAAGCGGCAACGUGGCCGGCCCCGGAAGCAGCCGCGCCUCGAUGAGAGCGUGGCACAUGGCCAGGCGGCGGCUGCAGCAUCCCCCGGUGGACAUGCUACUGCCGCGGCCGUCACUGCCCCCGCCGCAGCGGCCACGCGAGCUCGCGCUACUUCAACCGCCGCGGCCGCCUCAGCCGCCGUGCACACGAUCGCGUUGCCGCCGCGCCCAGUGGCUUCCACUCACGCCAUUGCGGCGGCGGCGGCGGCGGCGACGCUGGCGGGUGAGCCGGCACGGCACACCGUGACUCUGCCGCCACAUGCAGCCGUCGCCGCCGCCGCCGUACCCGCCAGUGGUGCUACUGCCAACACUGCGGUUGUCAGUGGCGCCGUCCGGCCGCAUCAGAGCUUGGCGGCGCGCGCGGCGGCGGCUAACGGGGCGCGCGGCGCCGCCGCCGGCACAGCGCUGCCGCGCCGCCUGCUAGUGCGCGGCGGCAUCAGCGCUGCGGCCGCGGCUGCAGCGCUUGCAGGUGCGGUGGCAGCAGGCGGCGGCAGCGGUGGCGGCGGCGGCGGUGCUACUGCCAGUGGUAGCUCGGGACUGCGGACGUUGUCAGGCUCCGCCUCUGCGGCAGCAGCAGCAGCGGCGGUGGUGGUGGCGGCACAACGCCGGCGCGGCGCCGUCGGGGGCAGCGAACAUGCAGGCGCCGGCGGUGGUGGCGGCAGCGGCGGUGGUGGUGAUGGUGAUGGUGGUGGUGGUGGUGGCGGUGGGACCGGCAGCACAGCGGCGGCGGCGACCGGGCAGUCACAUGACAGCGGUGCGACACAGGAGGUCAGCGAGGGAGUGGGGCCGGCGGUUACAGGGGGCGGCGGAGCCGCUGCUGUCCCUGCAGCUACAGCCGCCGCACCCAGCGCUACAGCCGUUGCGGCGGGACCCGGAGAAGCCAAGGCGGUGGCUCUGGAGGCAGAACAGUCGAGCCCUGGAGUUGCGCCGACCGCAGCCUCGGCCGCGCCGGAUGCGGCGCUUGUAAAUGGCGGCAAGGAGCAGCAGAUUCAAACGCAAGGACGGGGACCGGGUGUCACUGCGGCCCCGGAUGCCGCCGACAAUACCGAAACACCCGCACCAGCACCUGCACCUGCACCAGCACAAGCACCCGCAUCGGCACUGGCACCCGCAUCAGCACCGGCGCCCGCACCCGCACCAGCACCCGCGACAGCAGCAGAGAAGGCGGUGGCGGCUGUAGCCGCGGCCCCUGCCGCUGCCGGCAGUGAAGACGCAUCUCUGCACCGCACCCGCGGCUCAAAGCGCACACGGACGGGCGCGACCGCCACCAUUCCCGCCGCUGCAGACGCGGUGCCGGCUGCCAGCACUGCGCCCGCCGCAGCGGCGGCACCCGUCGCAGACGCCGUGCUAGCAGCUGCAGAGGCGGCGACCGCGGCAGACGCGCCAGCCGUGCACGUGAAUGCCGGCCCGGGGGCACCAACCGCUACUGCGGGCCCCAGCAGCGAGAAUCCCAGCAGUGCAAGUGCUGAUGGCAAUGGUGAGCGUGCAGUAGCAGCAUCUGCAGCACCUGUUGCUGCCACUGCAACCACAGCCGUUCCAGGAGGGGAGCGUGAAGACCGGCAGCAGGCAGGCACCGGCGCUGGGACGGCUCCGGCCGAAAUCGGUGCGGCGGCGAGCUCGGGCGCAGAAGGUGCGGAGGCAGCCGUGCGGCACACACGGGCUCAGUCGGCAGCCGUGGCGGCGGUACGUGCAGCACAAGCGGCGACUGAGGAGGCUGCCAAGCGCCGCGACACACGCAGUAAAGCGGCCAAGGUUCCGGAGGCGGCGGCGGGCACCGUGGCGACGGCGGCGAUGGCGCUCCCGGCGGUUGCGGCCGCAGCGGCGGCUGCUGCGCCGCCGCCGGCGGGUGGGCGCGCCAGCGGCCGCCGGGCAGGCCACACGAACGAGCAGCAGGCGCUGUCACAACAACAGCAAUGCCCGGCGGCCGGCGGUGGCAGUAGCACAAGCCCAGUGGUUCAGGAGCUACAGCCGACGGCGGCGCCGGCGGCGGUGGAGGCCGCCGCCCCCGAUGCGACGGCGGCCGCCAGGGCGGAUGAGCCUGUGCCCGUGCUGCCCAAGGCCCAGCCGCGCGGCAAGUACCCUCACCCCGCUCGCGCAUCGGGGCGCUCCGCGCCUCGGCCGGCACCGGUCCCGGUGCCAGGUCCGGCUGCAGGCGCGGGCGCGGGCGCGGGCGCAGGCGCAGGCGAGGGCCCGGGCUUGGGCGGGGUUGCUGCAGAGCCGCCUGUGGUGGUGGCUGGUGGCGCAUCAGCCACGCAGCCAGCCGCGCAGGAGGAAGCAGUGGCGACGCAGCAGCUGCAGCCGCAGGAGCAGCAGCCUCAGCAGACGCAGCAGACGCAGGAGGAGCAACAGCCGCAGCAGGCGCAGGAGGAGCAGGAGGAGCAGGGACAAGGGCGGCAGGAGCAGCAGGAAGAGCGGGAGGACCAGCAGCAGCAGGAGCAGCAGCAGCUGGAGAGGGCGAAGCCGGAAUCGGAAAGGGAGGAGGAGCGAGAGCAGCAGGAGCAGGAGGGACAGCAGCGGCGCCCGGCCCUACGGAGGGGCAGGGGCGCGGCCGCCGCUGCCGCCACCCUGCAGUCGCCCGUGUCUGGGCGCCGCACCCGCAGCACAGCGGAGCGGUCGUCUCCGGCGCCUACAGGGGGUCCGGCCAAGGGCGAGGAAACAGCGGCGGCGGCGGCGCCCGAGGCGGUGGCCGCGCCCGAGGCGGCGGUGGCAGUGGCGGCGCCCGAGGGGGCGGCGGUGGCGGCGGCCCUGGAUCCUGUUAUGGCCGGCGCUGCGGAGGAAGACGGCGAGAAGCAACAGGGGGCCCAAAGCAGUGUGGAGAGCAGGGAGGCUACCCAGGCGGCGGCAGCAGUAGCAGGCGCGGCACCGGCAGCAACUGCCGCGCCGCCGCCUGUAGUCGCCGCCGCCGCCGCCGCCGGUCGUGCGUCUGACCCCGAGCACGUGCCGAGUGCCGAUGCAGCCGCCUCGGAGGUCACUGCCGCCGCUGCGGCGCCUGCCGCUACUGCUGCGGCUCCCGUGCCCGCUGCAGCUGUAGCAACCGCGGCUGUGGCACCCGCGGCUGGAUCACUGGCUGCGGCAGUAGCGUCAGUGAGCGGUGUGGCCAGCAAGGCUGCGAUUAUGCUUUCCGCUUCGAUGCAGUCGGCGCUGCUAGGAGGCCAGCCCAAGGCGCCUACAGCUGUGGUGGCGGCUGCGGCUGCGGUAGCCGAGGCAGCUGAGGCUGAGGCAGCACCGGCGGGACCGACAGCGGCAGCUGGCAGCGAGGCGGUCGCGGGGACUGCGGCAGCGGCAGUAACCGAGGUUGGCAAGCCCGCUGGGGUGGCGGACGCAGGUAGACCCAGCACGGGGGGUGGAGCUGCGGUGACACGCCGGGCGCCGCGCGGGCGCAUGGUGACCAAAGGCAUGCUCCGACGCACCGCUCGGAGUCAGGCAGCGGCGGCUGCAGCACCAGCUGCAGCAGCAGCGGCGGCAGCGGCACCGGCGACAGCGGCAGCGGCACCAGCGGCACCACCACCAGCAGCAGCAGCAGCAGUAGCAUUGGCGGCAUCAGCAGUGCAAGCACCCGCAGAAGCGACUGAAGCGGCAGCAGCGGACGGCGAUCCCGCUUCGGAUGCGGGAGGCGUCGCGCUCGCACCGGUUGCAGGUGAUGCGACUCAGCCGUCGCUGGCGCAGCAGCAGGAGCAGCUGCCAACGGAGCAGGAGCAGGCGCAGGCGACAGUGCAAAUGCAACUGGGUGAGCAGCUGCAUCCGCAGCCGCCGCUGGAGGCACAGCCUUAUGCGCCUCUUCCUGAGCCGGCGCUACAAACGGAACCGCCGCAGGAAGCUGCUGCCCCAACCGGCGGCGGCGCCGCCGCCGCAGGGUCAGAGCAGCCGCCAGCGGCAGCAGCUGCACCACCCGGGGGGCGGCGGUCUGCACGACGGACACCAUUUGCAGCGGAGGCCGCGCAGGAAACGGCAAUGGCAAUGGAGGACGCGGCUGCGACAGAGGCAGCGGUAGCGGCAGCAAAGGCGCAGGUGCAGGCAGCGGCAAAGGUAGCUGUAAGGGCAGCGAAGGCGUUGGCAGCGGCAAAGGUAGCUGUAAGGGCAGCGCAGGCGCAGCCAGCGGCAAUGGCAAUGCAGGACGCGGCUGCGACAGAGGCAGCGGUAGCUGCACCGGCAACAGCAGCUGAAGACGCAGCGUCUGCGGCACGGCCGGCUGCAGCACCCGCAGCGGCCGAAGUGGCGCAGGCGCGGCAGUCGCGGAGGACGGUGCGGACGCGGCGGCCGCAGCCGGCAGCCGCAAAGGGCCCCGGUGCCCAGCGGCGGACGGCGGCAGGGCUGGCGCCGCAGAGUCCGCUGCGCUUCUGGGAGAACCCGGGCAAGAGCAGCGGCGCGCGGAUUGACGGCAAUGACGAAGCGGGGGGCAGUGCCGCCGAUGGCGGCGGCGACGCCGAUGGCGGCGAUGGCGAUGCGGAGGAGGCGGACGGCGUGGUGGCGGCUGUAGCUCAGGCUGCUGUUGAUGACGGCGGCAGAGCUGCUACAGCCUUUGCCAAUGUGUGUGCUGGCGAGGCCCGCGCUGACGACAGCACCGGAGGUGAGCCAAUGGAUGCAGCGGCGGCGGCGGCGGCGGCGGGCAUUCCGGGAGGGAGGGCGUCGCCCUUUGGUGCACGCAUCCCGACCCGCCGCCGCAGCGGGGCUCCCAGCCAGUCGUUGUCGCCACUGGCGGCGGCAGGCGCCGCGGUGGCAGCGGCUGCGGUGGCUGCGGCUGUCGUGGCGGCUGGCUCGCCGCCUGCGGGAGCUGACGGCGUUGGACCUGUCAGUGCCGCCGCAGCCGCCGCGGCAGCCGCCGCAGCCGCCGCUGCUGAGGAGCAGAGGCAAGAGCUGGAAGUCUUGUGGGAGGUGCGCACCUGGUCGGAGCUGGCGGCCGCCGUCACCGCCGCGUCCCGUGCCGGCGCUGGGUACCGAGUGGUCGUAGACCUGGCGGGAAGCAGGGUGGAGGCGCCGCCGACGCCUGCCACCAAGGCGGCGGCGGCGGUGCCGCCGGCGCCACCGCCGCCGGUGCUUCUCUUCACCACGCCUGGCUUGACUCUCAGGAACGGUGCGUUGCGCCUGACGGGCUUUGGGCGGCUGCUGGUGGAGGCGGCGGGGGUGGCGUUCGAGGACCUGGCCAUCUGCGGCCCCGGCUACGAGCCGGCGAGCAAGGCGGCCGAGGCGGGGCUAUUGGAGGUGUCGGGGUCAGGCAGCAGCAUACGCAUGGAGCGGUGCCGGCUGGAGUUGCUGGCCAAGUCGGAGGCGGCGGACUGGGCUGACGGUGCCGCCGGCGCAUCAGCAUCCAAGCGAGCUAAGGCCGGAAAGAAGGGCCGCGCGGCGUCGGGGCUGUCAGCUAUACAGCUCGGCAGCCGCGCGACGUGCUCGUGUGUGCUGGUGCGUGGAGGUGCAGCCGCGGAGCUGCGGCAAUGCGUGGUCCGCGACGCGGGCCGUGACGGGCUGCUCGGCUGCGGCGCGGGCGUCAAGCUGGUGGCGGUGGAGUGUGUGGCGUCUGGCUGUGCCGCGUCCGGGUUCGCGGUUACGGAAGGUGCGGCGGCGGCGGUGCGCCGCUGUGCGGCGUACGGCAAUGACGUGUGCGGCUACUGGUCUGAGGACGCAGGCUCAUCCAUGACCGUGCAACCCGGCUGCAUCGCGCACCGCAACGACUCGGGCUUCGCAGCCGCCUUCGGCGCCUUUAUGGGGCUUGUGUGCAGCAAGCUUACCGCAUCCCAGCCAGCGGCAACAGCAGGCAGCAGCAAAGCCGCGCUCAUCGCCAUCUGCAACGACUUGGAGCGCGCAUGUGUUGACGCGACCGGCGGAAGCGGGCCCGCUAUGCAGCCUGGUCCUGAGGUGUGGCGCGAUAUGUGGGCAGCACUUGAAAGCUCCGGACAGUGCCUGGCGCUAAGCAACGCCCUCCGUGGCUUUGCGGCGUGUAAGAAGGGUUCUCGGCUGCUGCUAGGCGAGCACUGCGUCUCCCUGGGCGACGGCGAGGGCUUUGCGGCUGUGGAGGGCGGCGAGCUGGGGGCGGGCGGCGGCUGCCUCGCGCUGCGCUCCACAGGCCUGGCCGGCUUCGUGGCCAGCGGGCCGGGGUCGCGUCUGGUGGCCGGGCCGGGCUGCCGCGCAGAGGCGGCGACGGCGGGGGCAGGCUUCAUGGCCAUGGGUGGAGGCACGUUAGAGCUGGGCGGCGGCUGCAGAGCCCUGCGCAACAAGACGCGAGGCUUUCAAGCCGCCCUGUCCGGCAGCGAAAUCCUGGCGGCGGCGGGCUGUGUGGCCGAGUGCAACGGCUCCGCCGGCUUUAUCGCCGAGCACCGCGGUCUCAUCCGCCUCGGCCCUGAUGCAGUUGCGGCCCGCAACGAGGGCAGCGGCUUCGUCAGCCAUGUGCUGGGCAGCGUGAUCGAGGUCGGCGGCGGCGCGCGGUCGGAGGGCAAUGACGCCGGUUUCAUCGCCUUGGAUGGGGGCGAGGUGGCAGCGGAGGCUGGCUGCGUGGCGGUUGGCAACCGGCACAGCGGCUUUGCGGCGCAGGGGCUGGGCGCCCGCACGCAGGCAGGGCCGCGCUGCCGGGCAGAGCGCAACGCCAACUCCGGCUUCCUCGCCUCGGCCCGUGCGCGCCUGGACGCCGGCGACGGCUGUGUGGCCGAGCGCAACACGCAGGAGGGCUUUUGCGCGGCCGGCGCCAAGCUGCGGCUGGGGGCCGGAUGCCGAGCUGUAGCUAACGAGCAAGACGGCUUCACGGCUUCCCGGCAGGCAGGCAGGACCGACUAUGAGGCAGGAGUGCUUGACGCCUCCGCCGGCGGCUGCGUGGCAGAACGCAACGGCGGCGCGGGCUUCUGUUGCGAGGACGGCGGCUGCACCCUCACCGCCGGCCCGGGCAGCGCCGCGCGCGGCAACCGCGGGGCUGCGGGCUUCCUGGCAAAGGACGGUGGCGCGCUGGAGGUGGCGGAGGGCUGUGCCUCCCGCGCCAAUGCCGGCUGGGGUUAUUUGGCGGCUGGCAAGCGGGCAACACUGCAGCUCGCACGGGGCUGCCAGGAGGCGGCGGAGGAACCGGGCGGAUGGGGCGCACGGGCAGCCAACAAAGCUGGGGGCGUCAGGGUGGAGAACGGCGGCAAGUUGCUGUAGCGUGCAGUCGGAGUAGGGGGCGCGCUGGAUGGCGCGAUGCGGUGCUCUACUGGGGGGGCUGUGAAUGUUGCGGUGUGACGAGUUGCUGAAGGGGUGCGACGCGGAUGGCCAAACGCAGCGUCAGCCGCUGACUAGGCGCGCCGAGGUGGUGACAGUGCGAGUGACCAGAUGGUGACGUGGCCUAAACACUGCUUUAUUCUUGGACUAUUGGACAUUGAUGGGGGGGAUCCUGUGGACAGGUGGCAUUGUGAAGUUGUUGUCGGCCGAUGGGCCCGACAGUGCUGGGCUGUUGUGUAUUGUAUUGAACGAUGGCGGCGAACUAUGCGGCAAUGAAAACGUUGUAGCGUUGUACAAGUCUGCGAGAGCUAGUAGCGAAUGCCAGCAAGAAGCUUGUGCACGUACGACUGCGUUGCUGGAAUGCCGUCAAUACAACACUGUAAACAAGUUACAUGUGAGUACUC